AUGGUCUUUGCCAACAUCCAAUACCUCAUACCCUCCUGCUUUGCCCUGGUAUGCGCACUCUACCCGCUACCAUGGCAUCUUAGAACGGGCAAUAUUGCCACGCUCACGAUGAUCUUCUGGAUGGCCCUGCUAAACAUUGUCCAUAUAGUCAAUUGUGUGGUAUGGGCAGACAACUCUGAUCAAAAUGCCAAGUGGUGGGGCGACAUUAGCGCGCUCAUCACCGUCGCCUACAAUUUUGCCCUGCCGACCGCGCACCUCCUCCUCGCCAGACAACUCGAAUCCUACACCUCCCUCCGCCCACACUCACCACUCUACGACGAGUCUUCCCGACGGCGCCACCGCUUAUUCGACCUUGCCGCCGGUAUCGCUGCGCCUGUCGUUGGUGUCCUGGUGCAUUUGAGUAAUAUGGAUAGACGGUUUUAUGUGGUGGAGAGGUUUGGGCCUCAGCCGGCGACGUAUUGGAAUGCUUGGGGCGUGAUUUGGAUGGCGAUUGUGCCGAUCCUGAUAGCGGUAGCUUGUGCUACGUAUACCAUCAUGGCCCUCGUCAACAUUCACCUCCGUCGCCAGCAAAUGCUCUCUCUCAUCGCCUCUGAAGCUUCCAUCAACCGCGACCAAUUCUACCGGCUCAUGUUUCUCACCCUCGCCGAGCUCUUGACGUGCGGUCUCCGAGCCAUCUUCAACCUCAUGUCAUUCCACAACGGCCCCCAGCCCAUGGGCCAUCGAGGACCGCCAGAGCACAAUUUGAGGAUGGUGGAAAGUCUUGCGUGGGAUCAGGUCAAGCCGAGCGGGAGGUUGGUGUUGAAUUUGUCGUUCUUCACGGUGGUUGCUUGCAGCUAUGUCUUUUUUCUCUGUUUUGCCACCAGCAUCGAGACGAAACGAUUCUACAACGGUGUGCUUCAUGCCAUCUUGCCGUGUCUUCCCGAAGCCCGCCAAGAACGUCUCCUGAAACUGGGCUCUGUCGAUACCGGCUUCUCCCAUUCUGCGGGCACCGGCACAUUCACAUCGACCUCUUCCGCUCUUGCGACAUCCAAAGAUGUCGAUAUAUCCCUAGAAGAAAUGCUCGGAUCGCCACGAGCGGGACAGGACGGGAGAAAGGGCUCGGCGGGUUCGGUGGGGGCGUUCAUGUACAAGGCACCGAGUGUGAAGACGGGAGGAAGCACAUACGAUGAGGAGACUAUUAGUGCGUUGUAUUUGCCCCCGAUGUUGACAGAAGAGAAGAGUGAGUGUCGUGCCGAUCGUGAUGAACGAGCUGACACUGAGGGCGACAGUAUGAGUGCGUACUGCCCUUGA
Cryptococcus wingfieldii CBS 7118 is the source of this 1290-nucleotide messenger RNA. RefSeq names its product pheromone a factor receptor. Gene Ontology annotation, molecular function: mating-type factor pheromone receptor activity. The transcript is spliced from 6 exons. The coding region runs from base 1 to 1290 and encodes 429 amino acids. Gene Ontology annotation, biological process: G protein-coupled receptor signaling pathway. Gene Ontology annotation, cellular component: membrane. Lineage: Eukaryota; Fungi; Basidiomycota; Tremellomycetes; Tremellales; Cryptococcaceae. The record is from RefSeq and is a predicted model, not a curated record.